Oikopleura dioica is the source of this 1500-nucleotide messenger RNA. The record is from the annotation of a GenBank genome assembly. NCBI's taxonomy places the organism in Eukaryota, Metazoa, Chordata, Appendicularia, Copelata, Oikopleuridae.
AUGAACAGCUUUUGGAAAGUAAAUUCAGUCUUCAGUUUUUUUUUCGAGAGAGCUUUUGAAGAGAACAUGAAGCUUCUCAACUCGCUGUUAGCGUCGGCCCUAGGGCAUCAAUUCGACAUAAGUCAAGAAACUGCAACCGCUUUUCAAGCAGCAGGGAUCGACACUUCGAGCUUCAGAAUCGUCGAAUCAUCCGCGUCAAAUGGGAUGGUUGGUCGAGGAAUCAACGCGUAUGCACAGCUCUGGCAACCGGUCGUGAGCGGAGGCCCGAUUACAGUUCCUUACGCUCUGCAUUUUUCGGUCGCCCAAUAUGCUGACAAUAUUCAACCCGCAAUGACCGCGCUGGAGAACGAUCUCGCCUGCUUUGACAUGCCCUACGUCGCCGAUCUCUCCACAACGACAUACGAAAACGGAAUCAUCUUCGUCUACAACCCUGAUUGGUGCUUUUCCGCACUUGGUCUUCUUCCUGGCUACUUCAAUAAUGAUGUCGGAAAAACGUCGGUGACGGAAUUCGGCGCCCCAGCAGGAUGGCAAGUCAUCAACUUGGAUACGGACUGUGCCCAAUCGCUGGAGGUUGUUCAGCACGAAGUUCUCCAUGCUCUUGGAUUUCUUCACGAACAAUCUAGGCCUGAUCGAGAUGACUACAUCAUUGUCUAUCCUGAGCGAACUACUCAACCAGGCCAAUGGGAGAUGAUGCUUCCAGAAAAAUGGUACGAUACAGGCCAUAUCUACGAGCCAAGAUCGCUGAUGUCCUACAGCUCCAAACAUUUCGCUAAAGACCCAAACAUAUGGGUCGCCACACUCAAAGACGGAUCUUUCAUCCAUGAUGGCCCAAGAAUCACCACAACUGACGCGCUCCAGGUGCAGCAACUCUACUGCGUUGACCAGGGUCUCUUCCCCGAUUUCGAGUACAAAGAAACGACAACUUGCCAGACUCCGGAUGAAGUAGGAGCGAUAAGAGAGGUGUUCAUAGAUCGUUUUUGCGAUCAGUGGCAGGAUUGCCCAAGCAACGAAGACGAAGACGGGACAAUCGUAGAAUGCGCUCCAAAGUAUUCAGCAACGCCUGCUGGCUGUUGUGGUGGAUUCAUUCGCACUGAGAGAAACCAGGAAUGUCUCCACAAUCCUGACAGAAAAUACGGCGAUAAAGACACUUGGGAUUGCGAAGGUGGAUACACGAUGCUAUUUUACAUGCCGUGGUGGUCAACAAAUGGCAGAGGCACCGCUCCAACCUGCACCACUGGUUCCACUGGCUCCAGCGGCCCUUCUAACGUCGUUGACUGCUCCACCACUACUAGAAAAUGUGCGGAAGAAUGCAUUAAGCAAGAGCUCGCUCCUGAAGGCGCCUUUGAAUGGAAUUGCAAAGGAAACAAGACCGGCAAGAACUGCUUUGUCAAAUGCGCCAACGGAGAUAAUGCAGGCAACUAUCGUCUCAAAUGCCUGAAGAAAAAUCCAAAGUAUUGGAAAGUCAUCAAGGGAACGAAACCAUCCUGCGGAGGAAGCUAA